This is a messenger RNA of Paramecium sonneborni, 963 nucleotides long. Lineage: Eukaryota; Ciliophora; Oligohymenophorea; Peniculida; Parameciidae. The record is from the annotation of a GenBank genome assembly.
AUGAAAAGAAUUUAAACAGAAAUUAAAUAUUAAGAAGAAUGUGUAAUUAAAGUAGCAGCAAGGUAAAAUAUUGAAAAAAAAGUAGAACUCUAGCAGGUUAAAAUAAUAAAAAGAAAUAGAAAAUUAAUUAAGAUAGUCUUGCUAUUAAAUAAAAUAUAGGUAAUUAAAAUGAUUAACAUCUUUUUGGUAUCUUUGAUGGACAUGGUUAAAGUGGACAUUUAGUAUCUUAAUUUGUAUCAAAAUAAUUACCAAAAGUAAUAGAAAAUUAGCUUGUAUAAAACUAUGUCAAUAAUCCUAAUUAAUUUUCUUAAUCAUUAUAAGUAGCAUAUAAACAAGUGGAAUAUGAUUUAGUAAUAUUUUAAUUUAAUUUAGGUAGAUAAAACAAAUAUUGAAUGUAAUUUUAGUGGUUCUACUGGAAUUGUUAUAUUGUUGAAAGGAUCUAGAAUAUAUUGUGCAAAUGUUGGAGAUUCAAGGGCUGUAUAUUUUUACAAAUCAGAAGAGCUUUGGUAUAAUAGACCAUUAUCUUAUGAUCAUAAACCUAAUAAGACAUUUGAACUAAAGAGGAUAAUAAGAUAUGGAGGUAGAGUUGAAUAAAGUUUAAUUGAUGGAAAAAGAUAAGGUGUUUAUAGAGUUUGGUUAACAAAUGAAGAUGUUCCAGGAUUGGCUAUGUCAAGAUCAUUUGGUGAUAUAGUAGCUAAAUCUGUUGGAGUUAUUGCUGAUCCCGAAAUUUUAAGAUAUAAAAUUUAAAACACAGGAUUUAUUUUAUUAGCUAGUGAUGGACUUUGGGAUAAAAUGGAUUUCGAUAAUAUAUAAAAAGUACUUGAUAAUCUUGAUCUUCCUUUUACUUAAUUAGAUAUCGAAUUGGCAGCCUAAAAAAUUUUAGGAGAAACAUACUCAAAAUGGGAAAAAUCAGAUAAUGGAAGAGAUGAUAUUACUCUUAUACUAAUACAUGUUUAAAUUUGA